GUCAGUCGGCGGCUGGGCAAAUUGACCGACGAACUUGUACUGAUAAUCAGUCGCAAAGUGUCAUCCCGCUUGGAAGGUACUACGGAUAUUGGUGAAAACUUGAGCAGCUAAACGCGUCGUGCAAUUUCGUUCAAGAUACCUUACUAUGGGAUUAAAGUUGAAAUGGUUUCGACGAAGGAUCACCUUCGACGGGAUACCAUCGGCACCGGAAAGAGAUAUUCGUCGAAAGGAGGCAACAGCAGGAACUGUAAUUGGCGUGUAUAGACAGAGCACACACUUUGAGGAUUACAUUGAGCCAGUGCGUUCGUCUUAUUGGGAACCUCCACCACAGGCAAUCGCUCGUGCCACAAUUCGUUCGAACGGCAACCUAACAACCACGUCUACAAACAGUCCGUCCAACUCGUACUCGUCUUCCUCCUCAACGUUGCGCGCAAGGGUGACAGCGCAACGUGCCGCACGAACUUCUCAGGUGCCGGUACCCGUACCCACCGGAAUCUCUUCCGUUAGCAGACCUCCUUCAAUGGGCAAUGUCGUCAUUGAGUCUGAUAGCCGUGAUAAGAUAGUACGUCCUCCAGUCGAACGAUUGCAGCUUAAUGCCGACUACGACACACCACCGGAGCCGAACUAUGCUGCACCGAAACCACCCGCUAGAAAGGGAGUUUCCAAGGCAAAAUCUAUGGUGAACCUAACAAAUGGGAGCGACUCCACGCAAGAGGAUGCCAGCAGUGCCAAACAUUUUGGGGAAGAGAGCCACGAACUGCGAUCACCACAAUCGGUUGAGGUUUUAAGUGAUCCGUAUGUACGAGCUAUUUCACCCUCACCUCCUCCAUCGCCUAUUCAUGUAGUACCGAUUGCACCUAUUCCGAGAACGACCUCAAGUAACUCGUUGCCUAUACGCGAGACUGUUCCGAGUCCUGUGAAACGUGAAGUUAGCACCGAACCUGAUUACAUCGUCCCACUCGCUCCCGAGGAAUCGUUAGAUGAGCCGAUCUAUGACUCUUUCAAUGCUAUCUUCGAACGUGUGACAAUACGCAAACCUGUCAGUCCAGGUUCAGAGCGUUCCAACAUGUCGGCACGACCUGAAACUUCAUCACCUCUACCUGAACGGAUGACAUUGAAGUCGACAGAAGAUGAUACGAUAUUCGAGCGAGUGAAGAUUUCUAACUCCCCUACUCGUGAUUCAAUGCGGUCUAUUAGUACACGUACGCCUUCGCCGUCACCGUCGCCUUCAACUUCAUCUUCACCGUCACCGUCACCUCCACCGCAGCAGAAACCAAUACUAAAAGUAACUGCCGUACCAGAUCCACCACCGCAGUCUCCUCCACAGCCGAAAUCAAUUCUUAAAAAACGUGCUCCACCACCUCCACAAAUCCCGAUGGAAGCCACUUCCAGUAUGGUUGAAAUUACCAACGAAAUACUCCCAACCAUUCCAACACCGCCACCACGAUUGACACGAAUUACCGCUACAAAUGAUACACCGGUCACACCAUCCCCUAUCACACCAACAGAGCAAAAGAAAAUUGAAAUUCCUACGGUGGACCCUCAAGCUCCGAUUGCAAUGUCGAAUGGAAAAGAACCCGAUUCCGAUUCUGACGAUGAUUUUAACUGGGACUUUGUGCAAAAGCAUCGAUCCAGUAUUAAUCAAACGGUAGCCGCACAAACGCAAAUUGAUCCGGAUGUACUACGAAAUGCUCCUGUCUCGCUGCGAACGGGUAUGACACAGGCAGUAGCAUCUCCACGAAACCUUCCCGAACCGAUCGCCCAACCAAGGACACUUCGGGGUAUGCGAAAUCAAAGGGUACACGCACAGCUGGAACACGUUAAUGGGAAUACACCUGCAGUACAAAUUCCACCUCCAAGAGCACGCGCCAGUGACUCAAACGCAUCGGAAACAUCGGCGUAGAAAAAAAAUGUUUGGGGUGACGAGUGUAUCUAAACAGAAUGACGAAUAAAUGUUUUGAAGCUUA
Anopheles funestus (African malaria mosquito) is the source of this 1967-nucleotide messenger RNA. Its product is annotated as mucin-2-like. Bases 146 to 1903 code for a protein of 585 amino acids. NCBI's taxonomy places the organism in Eukaryota, Metazoa, Arthropoda, Insecta, Diptera, Culicidae. The record is from RefSeq and is a predicted model, not a curated record. The transcript has 3 exons.